GAUCAGGUUCAUAACCAGCAACUCAAGUCUCUCUCCUUGCCAAGCAUCAAAGUCUUCUCUGUUUCCCAAGUCCUCUGAAUUCUUUUUCUUGUUCUAAUUUUCCACUUGAGAAUAUAAAAACCAUGGGAUUCCGGUUGCCAGGAAUUGUUAACUCCAAGAAGGGUCUAAACAAGGCUGCUACUUCAAAGACCUUAGACAUCCCAAAAGGCUAUUUUGCAGUGUAUGUUGGGGAGAGCCAGAAGAAGCGAUUUGUGGUUCCAAUAUCAUACUUGAAUGAGCCUUUGUUCUUGGAUUUGCUGAGUCAAGCAGAAGAAGAAUUUGGAUAUGAUCAUCCAAUGGGUGGUAUCACAAUUCCCUGCGGUGAUGAAACCUUCAUUCAUCUCACUUCCCGCUUAAGUGCAUGAAUGAACGCAAAUGAAGUGAAUCUGGUUCAUAUCCAAAUCAGCCUCAGUUCUAUCAGAAGAACUCGCCGUGUCAAGAUGAAUUAGAGGCUGUGAUUGAUCAUAUGCACAUUUUUCUGUUGCUUAUGAAUCUGGAAGCCUUCUUUGAUGGUCAAACUGCCGUGAGCUGAUCACGAAGAUGCAAAAUUUGUGAAGCAGUCAAAUGACGAUAUCUUGAACUCUCGAAGACUAUUGAGCCCAAAAUCAUAACUCCAAUUUUGAACUGGAUGACAAGAAGAUUUGUCUUUUAAGCCAUGUACAAUUCUAAAUGUUUGUUCUCCAGGAAACAUGAGAAAAUAUAAUAUAUUUUGAUUCCUCAUACUUUAUUAUCUAA
Messenger RNA from Prunus mume (Japanese apricot), 774 nucleotides. The record is from RefSeq and is a predicted model, not a curated record. NCBI's taxonomy places the organism in Eukaryota, Viridiplantae, Streptophyta, Magnoliopsida, Rosales, Rosaceae.